Messenger RNA from Papilio xuthus (Asian swallowtail), 1331 nucleotides. RefSeq names its product Coiled-coil domain containing 53 (gene CCDC53). Lineage: Eukaryota; Metazoa; Arthropoda; Insecta; Lepidoptera; Papilionidae. Bases 156 to 665 code for a protein of 169 amino acids. Gene Ontology annotation, cellular component: WASH complex. The record is from RefSeq and is a predicted model, not a curated record. The transcript has 3 exons. Gene Ontology annotation, biological process: actin filament polymerization; exocytosis.
AAGAUUUUCGUUUAUAUUGACAGCUGACAUGAAAAUGUAAAUAAUUUUUCUCUGUCUCAAUGUUAAUUAGUUUUACUGUUAUCAAAUUAAUAUGAGCGCUUUGAAGAAACUUUUCUUUUAUUUUUACUGAAACUUAAAAAAACAAUCACUUCAGAAUGCAAGACACACUUUCAAAUCAGGAAAUUGAAAAAUUGGACCUUUCAAAAGUUGCAGCUUUACAGCAAAAACGAACACUUGCCUUCUUAAACCAUUUUAUGAUAACUACCGUACAGUUUUUGAACACUUUUUCCAAAAAAUGCGAAAAGAAGCUUAUGCAGUUUGAACAGAAAUUGGAAAAAGUUGAAGCUGCUAUGAUUUUGUUGGAAGCUCGGCUUUCAUCAAUUCCAGAGAUCAAUGAAACACCUCAAACUAGCUCAACUGCAGAAUCUCUAAAUACUUCUGAAAUAAAGUCUGAAGACCAAACAGACCCUGUACAACAGGAAGACAAAGGAAUUGAAGAUAAACCUGAGGAUAAUGUGUCUCAGACAUCGGAAACUAUAAAAAAACCAGAGUAUGACCGGUUCAUUAAAUUGGUACAAGUUGGUGUACCUCUCCAAGCCGUCAAAUUAAAAGUUGCUGUAGAAGGGCUAGAUCCUGAUGAAUUUGAAAGUUUAAUGAAAAAGUAAUAUAUUCAUAAAUAACAUAAGUUCAUCUACACCUAUUUUAAACAGAUUUUGUUAUUGUUAUGUUGCAUCAAUAUCUAUUUUUAUAAGUAUUUAUUGAAUCAAAUACAGUAACAGACUUAUAUGUUGUAAAUGUCUCAUUACUGUUUAUUAUCUUUUAUUUUAACCUCAUAGCAUGGUAUUCUCAAUAUACUAUGCCUUUUACACAACUUACAGAGGAUAUUUUGGCACAUAUGUAUUGUUUGUUUUUAAUUAUGUUAAUUCCAUGGUAAUGAUCUAGACUCAAUGCUCUAGAGCUUAAGCAACUACUUUUCUAUUCCCUAGAGCCUAAGCAACUACUUUUCUAGGCCCUAGAGCCUAAGCAACUACUUUUCUAGGUCCUAAAGCCUAAGCAAUUACUUUUCUAGGCCCUACAGCCUAAGCAAUUACUUUUCUAGGCCCUUGAGCCUAAGCAACUGAACUGAUUUUGAUGAGUGAGGUGUCAUACUGUUCAUCUUCUUCCCCGGAUUGUCAAAGAGUACAUUUCAUCACCAAACAAAUGUAAUAAUUCAACAACAAAUAAUAAAAACUGUUGUACUUCUUUAAAAUAGUCAUGUUAUCUAGAGUUGUAAUUUAAAUGUGUAGUUGUUUAGUUGAAGUACAUUAGAGAUAAAUUAAAAACAUUUUAGA